UUUGGUGUAAGUUCAUUGCUUCUGUAGUGGAAACGAGCUAUAGGAAGUGGAAGCAACAUCCUGGAAGUAUUUGGUGAGAGAUAUAUAUAUCAUUCCACUCCCACCUAACGGAUCAAGACGACGGAAAAAACCAAUCUCAUGUCUUCGGGGAAACCAGAUGAACCUAACCAGCUUCCUGAAACUUCUUCAACCCAUCCUUUCCUCAUCUACAUCUCUGAGGAUGAAGAGCUUGGAAAUGAUGUAAUGCAAUCAUCGAAAAAUGAGCACCAACGCCAAUCUUUGGAGAUUGACAUUAAAGCUUUGGAGAUUGACAUCAAAGAAAUGAUGCUCAAAAGCAGGAGACCGCCUUUCCCCCCUUGUAUCUACAGGGUCUCAUCUGUACUUCGUGAUGUAAACAGAAAGGCCUACACCCCUCGGACUGUUUCUAUUGGUCCUCUUCACCAUAACAACAAAAACUUGAAGGGUAUGCAAACGGUAAAAUUUCAAUAUCUUGAGCAAUUCCUUAAACGUGCCACCAAAACUGCUAUGCUAAACGAGCUUCCUCACUGGGGAGAUCCAAUGGGUUUUGUUACUUCCCUGGAUACUGACCUUCAAAUAGGGAAGCAUUUUUCUUGCUUAGAAAGGUUUUUGGGGUUGUUAAAACCUACCGAAGGUGAUAUUUGGAAUAGUUAUGCAGAAGAUGACUUGAAUCAUAUCACCCUUGAAGAGUUGUUGAAGAUUAUUCUCGUCGAUUCCGCCUUCAUUAUCGAGCUCUUUCUUGGUUUUCAUUUUAAACUUUCUAAAUUAACAGCAUUUGAGAUAGCUUCCAUAAGGAUGGACCUCUUGUUAAUAGAAAAUCAGGUUCCAUUCUUUGUGCUGGAAAAUCUAUACAAAGAAGCUUUUGGCUCUUAUCCCAACAUUUAUCCAACCAUCCUUGAACUUUCUUGUGAGUUUUUUGAGCCUUACAACGACCCAAAAAUGCAAAUCCAAACAAUGAAGCAUUUUACAGAUUUGCUAAGAACCUUUCAUCUCCCAAUAACUAAAGAUGGUGAACACGACAGCAAUGGUGGAACCCCUGAAAAUGAUAGCAAGAAUCGAGAACCCGAUGAUAGCAAUGAACAUUUGAAAAGCGCAACGCAAUUGUAUGCAGCUGGUGUGCAGUUCAAUGUAAGUUCAAGCAAAUGCGCAUUUGACAUAAGCUUUAUCGAGCCAAAACUUGAAAUACCAUGUCUGCAUAUAUACGAUGAUACUGAAGUUAUUUUCAGGAAUGUGAUGGCCCUGGAGAUAUACCAUUAUCCAAAUAAAACCCUCAUUUGCGACUAUGUCUUAUUGAUGGAUUAUCUUAUCAACACCAGCGAAGACGCGGAGUUACUUGUGGAAAAGAAAAUUAUCACCAGCCGGCUUGGCAGCAACCAACAAGUGGCCUUCUUGUUUAACAGGCUUGGCAGGAACAUUGUGAAGGGUAUCAAUGACAAAAAAUUAAAAAGUUUGGUUCAGGACUUGAAUGCAUACUAUGAUACACCUUGGCACACAACGAAAGCAACCCUUUGGCUUAAGUAUUUAAGCACACCUUUGAAAGCUGCUUCCACAACUGCUGCUUCUCUACUGCUUUUGCUCGCUUUGAUUCAAACCGUAUUAACAGGAAUAGCCUUAUAG
Messenger RNA from Gossypium arboreum, 1635 nucleotides. RefSeq names its product UPF0481 protein At3g47200-like. The transcript is spliced from 2 exons. The record is from RefSeq and is a predicted model, not a curated record. NCBI's taxonomy places the organism in Eukaryota, Viridiplantae, Streptophyta, Magnoliopsida, Malvales, Malvaceae. The coding region runs from base 139 to 1635 and encodes 498 amino acids.